Molecule: messenger RNA, 3694 nt
Organism: Schistosoma haematobium
Lineage: Eukaryota; Metazoa; Platyhelminthes; Trematoda; Strigeidida; Schistosomatidae
Gene: IDH3B
Product: Isocitrate dehydrogenase [NAD] subunit beta, mitochondrial
Exons: 7
Coding region: 54-1172 (372 amino acids)
Biological process (GO): tricarboxylic acid cycle; isocitrate metabolic process
Cellular component (GO): mitochondrion
Molecular function (GO): oxidoreductase activity, acting on the CH-OH group of donors, NAD or NADP as acceptor; NAD binding; magnesium ion binding
Source: RefSeq, a predicted model, not a curated record
GGUUAUUCGGGUCAAGGUCAUAGCCUAACUGGUUUUUCAUAAAUUGACUAGUGAUGCUAUUCCGGGGUUUGACCUCAACAAUCUUGGCUAACAAAACAGGAUUUGUGUCUCUCACUAAACAUGCUAAGCAGUUUCAUCUCGGUACUUCAUCAAAUGCUGAGGAAAAGAAGACUGUUACUCUCCUACCUGGUGAUGGGGUGUGGCCAGAACUCUUCGUUUGUGUAAAGUCAGUUUUCAAAGAAUUCAAUGUACCUGUUCAGUUUGAGGAGGUGAAAUUUGGAUUUAACAAUAAUUUAGAUCCAAAUGGUGGUCUCUAUAAUGCUGUCAACUCUGUUACUAAAAACAAGGUCGGUUUAAAAGGAAUUGUCCGUACACCUGUCGAAACUCAGGGAUCUAGUGCACUUAACCUAAGAAUGAGACGAGCUUUGGAUCUGUUUGCCAACGUUGUUCACAUUCGUACGUUGAAAGGGAUCCCAAGCUUUCAUCAAAAUCUUGAUUUAGUCAUCAUACGUGAACAGAUAGAAGGAGAGUAUUCGUCACUGGAACAUGAAUCUGUUAAGGGCGUAAUUGAGUCCUUAAAAAUUAUAACACGAAGUAACUCUGAACGAAUCGCAAAAUUUGCGUUUGAUUAUGCUGUCCGCAAUAAGCGUAGGAAAGUUACUGCUGUUCAUAAAGCUAACAUUAUGAAAUUAAGUGAUGGUUUAUUUCUCGAAACUUGCCAAAAUAUGGCCAAACUUUAUCCACAUAUUCAGUUUAAUUCAAUGAUUAUAGAUAAUUGUUGUAUGCAACUGGUCAGUAAUCCUGAACAAUUUGAUGUGAUGGUUAUGCCAAACCUAUAUGGUAACAUUGUUGAUAAUCUUGCUGCUGGUUUGGUUGGUGGUGCUGGGGUUGUACCGGGUGUAUCAUAUAGUCAUGAAUUUGCUGUUUUUGAACCGGGCACUAGACAUUCAUUCAAUGUGGCAUCAGGCAAAAAUAUGGCUAAUCCAACAGCGAUUCUAUUAGCCAGCUCAAAUUUAUUACGUCAUAUCAAUUUAGAAAGUUAUGCCAAUAAAAUUGAAACAGCUUUACUUAAAAUUAUUAAAUCUAAGAAAGCAUUAACUUCUGAUAUCGGUGGUUGUUCAUCUACAACUCAGUUUACAGAAGCAAUGAUAGAACAAGCUCAUAUUUCUUAAUUAUAUCAUACAAAGACUACUUUAACUUUUAACUUAAACAGUUAUCUAUUAGACAUAUGCUUUUUGUAUAGUAGUCAUAAGUUUGAAUCUAAUUCUAACUUAUGACUAGUAUUCUAGUUCCUUUGUAUUGUGUAUCAAACAGUCAGUAGAUUAUUACUAUUAUUAAUGAUAGUAAAAUAAGUCACUGAUCCAUGUUAAAAUGUUAUGCUUGUAAAUAACUACGCAUUUACGAAUUCUUUAUUUUCAAGACAGUGUCGUUAUUCUAUUGAACUGAAAUUAAUCUAACUUUCUUCAUUCAAGUUGGAUCAUUCUCACUCAUAGUUGAUCCGAAAUCAAUAGCCUUUCAUUCCCCAUUAUUUUAAAGCUUGUUUCAUAUAUAUAUCCUUUUACAAAUGGAUAUACUUGCAAUAGUUUGAGAAAUUGUGUUUAUGAUUAUUAAAUUCAUGAAUUUGUGGGAGAUUUAAUGCUAAAAAUAGGAUAUCAGUUGAGCUAAUUGGUGGUAAAAGGACCAGGAAGCUCCUAAUAAAUGGUUCCAAUAAGUUAUUUCCAUGUAAAUUAAAUCUUUGAAGCUCAUUACUCGCUAGUUACUCUUUUUAUUGAUAGAACUUCCAGAAUUUUAGUGGCAACCUGUGGUUAAUUUGUUGUAACAGCUUAUAAUAAGGAUAAUUGUUCACUAAAGGAGUUGGAGAAUUCUAAUCCCAUAUCUGGCAAAAUGUUUGCACUAGUAAACGAUCAUCCACUUAAUGAUCAUCUAGUGAUUAGUUUGUGACAUGAUUACCACAUUUUUAUAAGAAAACUGCUGACCAUUGAACUUCUGUCGAACCCUACUUUGGGACUCGUUAAGAACAAACACCCGCAACCCUCUCUGUUAUCAUGCUCAGAACUUUCAGGUCUCAGUAUGGACAAUACAUAUCGAUCACUGAGGCAAAAUCUAAUGAUUCACAUCUUCAAUCCCAGUCAACUUGUGCAUUGAGAUCUGUAACUAUUGUCAUCAGAGAUAACUGUUACUUUUGACGUGGCUAAGUUCACUGGCUUUUCUGUAUGACUUCUGGAGAUCAGUCACGAACUAUCUAUGGGAAUCAGUUAAAAUUCUGUAAUUUCUUAUAGUGGGAAAGCUGUAUAUAAGAUUUGGGACGUAGAUAUUUCACCUACAAAAAUAAACUGACUUGGUGUAUUUUUAUUUGGUGAAAUUACAGUAUGCUAAUAUAGUAGAUUAUAGCGACUCAUGUGCAAUUGAGUUUAUUCUCAUUUAACUCAGUUAAGCUCUUUCACUAACUUAUUUAGCGGACAAAGUCAUCCGCACUAUAACAAUUUAUUGUACCCUUAUUAUUUUGUGUUUGUAUGAAAUACGUAUGCUUGAAUAUUGCUUACUGCCUACGCAUUUAUUCACUCUGCUAGUCUUACUACUAACCGCUUAUUUGGUUCGAUGACUCAUUCAUUUCACUAGGUAUAUAUAUGUCCAUGUUAUUCAUAUUCAUUACUCUCUCUCGUCUCGCUCUGGCUCUCGCUCGCUUGAUUGUAAUCGCUUACUCAUAUUCGCUCGAUCGCAUGCUUGCCUUUUGGCACAAAUCUAUGCUCGUUUAACGCAUCUGCACAUUUGGAUAUAUGUGUGUGGUCUCGUGAUAAACGUAAUCAACGUUUCGUAUUCGCCUUCUGAUUAAUAUACCGUUGGGGCGUUAUAUAGAACGGUAAACAAGACGAGCUGUAUACGAAGUUUAAGGAUUAUUUUGAAUACCGACCACCACAAGAUAAUCUGUAACAAUCGAAUGCACUAAGACUGAUUACUUUUGAGUUUUUGCUGUAUCUAGUCCGUUUACUGUGUGAUGAAUUACAAUUACAGUCAUUAAUAUGCACCACAUUAAAUUUUAUCUAUAUAAACAUACCAUUUCCUUACACCAUACUAAUUGUUCCGAUUUACGAUAUGGAAACGCUGUUAGCGUUUAUAUAAUUGAAAACGAUAACUUAAGCAGACCUUAUAAGGGGAGUCUCAUGUGGUUGAGUUAUCUUAUAAUAGUUGACCUGACAAAAUAAUGUGAAUAUUUAUUUGUUAGAACACUAUGCUUCAUAAAAUUCAAUGUAAAUAUCCUUAUGAUUCUUAUCGUUUCCUUUAAUUAAUUACCAGUAGUCUGUUAAUUAGCUAAGUUAUGCUAUAGCGGUUGAAUGUCAUGAAAACACAGCCGCUUUAGUUUGUCAGUAGAUUUUCACACACUCUGUAAAUCAGCUAGAGAGUCUGUAUUCUUCUAUAUUACGUUUUAAAGAUCUGUUCUGUUAGCGAUGUCAUUUCGACCAAAUCAUUUCAGUAUUGUAUUAAGUCACUUCGAUUAUGACACAUACCUAAAUGUAUACGACUAAACUGUAUUGUAAAAUAAACAAAAUUUCUCAAAUAGGUGUUUGUGUAGUAAUCUCACCAAAUGAAAUUAAUCAGUUCCUAAAGUUUGUAAUAACUAGUACACUGACAGUAGUAGGAUCAAUUUUAAUUCGCUCUUAUUUGGUAAAAUGAAGAUUUUAUGAAAUAAUCGCUG